AUGCCACGAGGAAGCGAAUACAGCGACGAAAAGCGCGCAGCAGCGCUAAUCAUGUUCCUCAUCUUCAAAGCCUCCCACAGCGACGUAGAAGCAAAAACCGGCGUCUCCAAAACCGCCAUCCGCCAACUCUCCUCGCGAGCACACAAAGCCGGCGUGGACAGGACAAGCAUAGAAGAGUUGAUUGUCUUUGCGCGCACGAAACCCAGAAAGGGGAGGCCGAGGAAGGAUGCUGCUGCGAAAACGGACAAGGCAGCAACAGAAAAGACACAGGCACAGGCACAGACACAGACGCGGCAGGAAGAGGAGACAACAUCACAGCAAGCGCUUGAAGGUCAUGCGAUGGUAGCGAACCAGGAACCUCUGGAACCGCCAGCACAUGUGAUAGCUGCAGCCAACGCUCGAGCAGCCGACGGCGAGAACUUGUUCGAGAUCAUCAACACUUGGAACCACCGCAAGAAUGAGGCGAUAAACGCGUCCUAUGCUGCCAUCGCAAGGGAGCAAGCAUGA
Molecule: messenger RNA, 507 nt
Organism: Aureobasidium namibiae CBS 147.97
Lineage: Eukaryota; Fungi; Ascomycota; Dothideomycetes; Dothideales; Saccotheciaceae
Exons: 1
Coding region: 1-507 (168 amino acids)
Source: RefSeq, a predicted model, not a curated record